Messenger RNA from Cajanus cajan (pigeon pea), 2009 nucleotides. Lineage: Eukaryota; Viridiplantae; Streptophyta; Magnoliopsida; Fabales; Fabaceae. The record is from RefSeq and is a predicted model, not a curated record.
UCCACAAGAAUUUAAUGGCAUGGAUGUCUUAAAUAUGGUGAAUCAACUUCAUUCUAUCACUUUUGGCUUGAAGGCACCCAAACAACAACAACCUGGCUUUGGUACAAGGCAUAAUUGGGUGAAGAAAAGCAUAUUCUGGGAAUUACCUUAUUGGUCCACUAAUCUAAUACGACACAAUUUGGAUGUCAUGCAUGUUGAAAAAAAUGUGUUUGACAAUAUAUUCAACACUGUCAUGGACAUAAAGGGAAAGACGAAAGACAAUGCAAAUGCAAGAGCUGAUUUGAAAGAUAUUUGUAAACGCCCAAGUUUAGAGUUGAUAUUUGAGAAUGAAAUGUAUAAAAAGCCAAAGGCGACAUAUGUCUUGAAUGAUAAUCAAAGAAAGAAAGUGUGUGAGUGGAUAAAACAAUUAAAAUUUCCAGAUGGAUAUGCAUCUAACAUAUCACGUUGCAUUAAUAUAGAUGAAGGAAAGAUAUAUGGAAUGAAAAGUCAUGACUGUCAUGUUUUUAUGCAAAGACUAAUUCCUUUGGCAUUUCGUGAUAUGUUGCCAAAGCCAAUAUGGGGAGUAUUAACAGAACUCAGCUUGUUUUUCAAAGAAAUUUGUGCACAUGAGAUACGUACUUCUGUCAUGGACAAUGUUAAGGUUUCCAUUAUUGAAACAAUUUGCAAGCUUGAAAAGAUUUUCCCGCCAGCAUUCUUUGAUUCCAUGGAACAUUUAAUUGUGCAUCUCCCUUAUGAAGCCAAGGUUGGAGGACCAGUGCAGUACAGAUGGAUGUAUCCAUUUGAGAGGUGCAUGUUGUACUUGAAAAAGAAGGUUCGAAAUAAAGCAAGGGUUGAAGGAUCCAUUUGUGAAGCUUAUAUUGUGGAAGAAAUUUCUAAUUUUGCUUCUAUGUACUUUGAUCCAACUAUACAAACAAGACACACUCAAGUUCCUCGAAAUGAUGAUGGUGGUGAAGAUGCCAAUGGUGAUGAUAAGUUGUCUAUUUUUAAAUACCCAUGUCGUCCUAUUGGCAAGGGUCAAAAAAUAAUAUUAACAGAUAAAGAGCUUGAAAUUGCUGAGACAUAUGUUCUUGUAAAUUGCAAAGAAGUGGAACCUUAUCUCCAACAAUUUGAGGAUUCGCUAAAGGAAACAAAUCCCAAUAUUGAUGAGGAUGAAAUAGUGGAAACUCGCGAUAAAAACUUCAGUAAAUGGUUGAAACAUCAAGUAAGUACAAAUCAAGUUGAUGAUCAAAUGAUUAAAGAGAUAAGUUAUGGUCCAUCUAAAUUUGCAACUUCUUUUAAUGGCUUAAUAGUUAAUGGAUAUAGAUUUCAUACUAAGGACUAUGGACAUAAUAAAGCCACCAUGAAUAGUGGGGUAUGCGUUCGGGGAAAUAUAUAUGGUGAGAAUGAUUUAGACUAUUAUGGAAUUGUUGAGGAUAUAUUAGAAUUAUCAUAUCUUGGACAUCAAAGAGUAAUUAUCCUACGCUGCCACUGGUUUGACCCAAAUGGUGUCACUAUUGAUGAAAGAUAUGGGUUGGUUGAUAUCAAACAUAAAUCAAAGCUUCAAUCAGAUGAGCCAUUUGUUUUAGCUGAACAAGCACAACAAGUUUACUACACAAGAUACCCACAAAGUGGGGGUAGAUCUAGUGAUGAAUGGUGGGCAGCUUGCAAAGUUAGACCGAAACUUUUUAUGGCUGAGACAUUAAAUGAUGAAUUUGGUGGAUCAAAUGAGCUAACUUAUACUGAUUAUUACCAAGAUGAUGGAUCCAUAAGAGCACACCAAAGUGUUAUACACGAUGAGACGAUACCAUUGUUUGAUGGAAUUGCUCCAAUGGAAGAAGUAGGCAACAAUGAUAUACAUCAUCCAAUGGACAACUUGCAUCAUGAUCACUUCAUUGAUGAUAUUGAAGAUGAUGAGAUUGAAGAUAUUAACGAGUUCAUAGAUGAUGAGGAAUUAUAUGAUUCAGAAUCUAGUUAUGAUUAACAACUUGAUUUUGAAAGGUAAUCAUUAUGCCAACUACUCGAGGAAGAGG